AUGUGGAGCAACUUUGAAGCGUCGCCUUUGGAGGACGAAACCAUAUCAAACGUGUUUUCCUCGCGUGGCAUUUUUAAAAUUAAGAGCGACGAACGGUUGGAGGAAUAUCCCUUGGUCCAGGCCUCGGUACAAGGUGGUAAAAUGGUGAUAUCCAUAGACAAAAGUCUGUUACUUCUAGAGGACGAACUGGUAGCAAAGUGCAGCUUCCUAAGCUUUUGCUCCAAAAUAGACGAUAUUGCGAUUUCCAACAGCGGCGACCUAAUCAUUUGCGGCUUGUGCAAUGGCGAGGUACACGGUGUGUACAUAAAGGGUGUGCUGCUUUUUAGCGUUUGCAUUGAUGCGGAUGACGUGGACUCUACCAGCAACACCUUCAAGACUAUCCAGAAGAUAGGCCAGCGUUUCUACUUUACCUGCAGAAAUGGCAGUAUUUACUGUCUCAGUGAAAUCGAUGAGAGCAGAUUAGACACUCUGAACGCAAAUGACACUAUGGGAAGUGAGAAAGCUAUUUUGGAUGAUGUAAGCAUACAACGACUCACCACAGCGCGCUUUGCAGGCGUUUCUGAUUCCGUGGACUGUGCUAUGCUGCUGAGACGAUUCGAAACUCACAUAUAUGCCGAGAACAACCAGGAGGAACCGGACUCUGACCUGGGUCUAGUUGUGGAAGGUGUGAAGGGCACGCUGGUCUUCAAAACGGCUUCUAACGAUGUAACACGCAUCAGGGUGCCCGCAAACUUUGGCAGCAUCAGAAAGAUAUAUAACCUUGAUCAUUAUAUUAUUGCCCUAACUAGCUCAGGCUACUUGCUGAACGUGUGUCCAAUCACCCGCACCAUAAGCUCGUACCAGCAGCUGGAGCAACCUGAGUUGCUCGUUGAUGAUCUAGUGGUUAUGGAAUGCAGCGAGGAGAGUAUAGAACUAUUAGUGCUCACCAAAAGCACAGGCGGUGAAGAUGGACGGCUUAUCAAAAUAGUGGAAUAUCCCUCAAUGAAGUGUAAGAAUGAGGUGGAGGUCCCUGAACAGACUUGGCUUGUGCAACAGCCAAAGUGCGCCGUGAAUCUUUACUAUCUGGCUUCUAGGAAUACCGAUCCGGGGCAGAUACCCGACGAGGUUGAAAUGCUGUUGGUGUCUGAAACAGAUCCCAGCGAUCGCUUCAAAAAGCUAAUAGCAAAAGGUCGACUAGAAGAAGCAGAGGAAUUUGGCAAACAGUUUGAGCUAUGCCUGCAGCCCAUUUUCGAAGCCAAGGCAAAACGCAUCCUCAUUGAACUGUGUAAUAUAAAUGCUCACGAUGCCAAUAAGCUAGACGAAAAGUUCCAAACGAUGUUGGAUCUGCUGUCUCAGGUCGAAAGCAAGAAAUUUAUCUUAAAUAAUCGCAUGAUCAAUUUGCCGUCGCGGCAAAUACUAGAACGAUACCUCAGAGAGAUUGUGAAAAGAUUGGAUUUUGAGGAGGACAAUGAGCAUGUUUUGGAAAUUAAUGAGCAACUGCACCGAUUGAAAACGCUCGCUAUCACUGAUCCCUAUGAGUGUAACACAGAGUGGCAAAAGUUUGUCUAUCACAGGAACUUGGUGAAGAUGGUCAAGUCACUUUUUAUUAGCGACAUGCCCGUUGCCUGCCUUAUCUGGCGGCGUCAUUCCAGCAGUAUAUUGCCGCAUCUCCACAUGGAUGAGAUGCGCAAGCUUAUGAGUUUUAUACCCGGAAGCACUGAACCUAUUAAUGUGGUGCAAUGGUUGCGUCAAUUCAUACCCACCGUCUGCAAUACGCAUCCUUCUGUCAUGCCCUUUAUCACAGACUGGAGCAUAGAAAAAACGCGAGAGCUACAGUACGUUGAUCUUUGGCCAGACAUUGGAUUGGAGUUUGCUACAAAAAUUCUAGAGAUUUUCGAGGAAAUCGAGUUUAUUUACUCCGAUGUACGUCGCCAACACGAGCGCAACAUUGGAAAACUUCGGGAUCUCGUUAAUGCAUUACAGGACUUGUCUGUACUAAAGUCCAGCUAUAAGUUGGUCAUUACAUUGGAUAACUACAUGCAAGACUCCAUUGACGCUACUGCGCUGUGUAUUCUACAACGCGUACAUUUGGAUAAACUGCAGAGCCUGGUGAACGAUUUUCUAUACCCAAUCUUUCAGGAAAAGGGACUUACACCCGCGAACGCUAUCAAGAACUACUUAUCUCAGCUAGUGACCAAUCAUCAAUCGCUGAGCAAUUGGUUAGAGCGAUCUGUUGCCUGCAUUGAGAUGCUCCACAACGAGGACAGUCGCCUGGAGUGUGCGCUAAAUGUUCUUCAAAAUGCGCCAGUGCCCUGGCCCGACUCUUUGAUGCCGCUCAUCAAAUUACGUACCUCCACGCAUCCAUUGGCAACUAAAAUCAAUGCCGAAUAUGAGAUACAAGUAAUCAAAAUUAUGAAGGUUAAAUAUGGCUGGCCCGCUGAUAGUGCAGUGGGCAUAAAUCUAGAGCUAUUCGCAAUGCGCAUCAUUAAACUAAACCUGCCAGAUAUGCUCCAGGACAUUCGCACACUAACUAUGGCCGCGCCUGAGGUGGCUAGCAUAGCCAAUUUCAAUUGCUGUUACCAAAUGGCGAGACGCGGGCAAAUCGAGUCGGCAUAUGAGUUCUUUAAAUCACUUAACAAUGAGAAGGACGCAAAGUAUGGAAAGGAGGUGGUCGAGAAUUUGACGAAUUUGCUCGAGAGCAGCUCCACACCAUUGCUUGAUGAGAAUAAAGUGUUAGAGCAUAGUCAUGUUCUUGAACUCCUCAAGCUGAUGCUGCCCCAUGUGGAGCCUGUUUAUGAGCGUCGCUAUCUGCUUAUCAAGCAUCGCUUUAUACUACGCAAGCAAUUCAACUUGGAUGUGAACCACUGGAGCAAUCUGAUAACGAACCGUUGCCGUGAUGCUCUCCUGGAUGAGGCCAUCGAGCGCAUCAUGGAGCGCAGUCAGGCAACUCUUAAUGUUCCAGAGUUCAUUUCAAGCGAAAUGGGGGAGCUAUGCAAGGCACUGGGUCUGCAAAAAGUAUAUGGUCUGCAGCGUAUUUGUCAGCGCAUGAAUUGCCUGCCUUUGUCUUGUGCUCUGGCUUAUUAUGUGAUUGAGUUCAUCGAUUGUGUGCCUGGCAACCAAGGCGAUUUUACAAACCUGGGCGUAGAGCUCUUGGUUCAGCAAAUAACAGCCGCCAAGAGCCAGCCAAAUGGUGCGUCGUCUUCCUUGGAGUUGCUCAAUGAAAACGAUCCAUUGGCCUUUCCACUUGCCUAUGAGUUGUUAACUUCGGCGCUGUUGCACGAACAAAACUGCAAGCGAGAUCUAGUCGAUUUAAUUAAAUAUGUGCGCGUGGCCAUGCUUAAGUACAGCGUGGAUGCCAUUGAGACGUACUACCAGGGGAAUGUGCAAGAGAUAAACGACCACAUUUGUCGAGCCUUGGAUGGAGCUCCCAUCGCCCACGGCGAGACCACACUUAACUUCUCAACCACGCUGAACGGCUCAUUUGAUGUAAAAACAAGUCAGCCACAGCCCAAAAAACGUUACUCGGUGUCCAUGUUCGACGAUGUCGAUGUGCAGCUGCAGCUGCCGUCUAAGCAGAAGAAAUUCAGCGGUGGACGGUUGCCUGCUGUUAGGUUCCUGGCACACACGCUCCUCCUCAUGGUGAUUGAAACGACGCCCACGAAUUCGCUACUGCUGCAGAUUCGAAAUGCCUUGCCGGAAAAUAUGAGGACUGACUUCGAUGGCGCACGCGCCGAUUUCUUUUUAUCUCUCGAACAGCUCAUCAAGGCCAAAGAGCAUGAUGUGUGGUAUAUCAUGGCCCAGCAUCUCCUCGAAUACCAAAAUCAGAACCGCUGCAAGAAGAUCAUCAGCGCCGGAUUUGUUUCACUGCAACUACGCCGCUUCUUCCGCAAUGCCAUGAACGACAAAGAUGUCAACUUCAUAGAGCUUUUUUCCAUGCUAGUGUCGGACUGCGAGGCUUUGGCUCAGCUCGAUAAGCUAGCUAGCGAUGUCAAAACGGAUCAGCAGAACAUAAAUUUCCUCACACUUUCCCAAAUGUACAACAUGUACAUUGAGGAUAUGGAUAAUGUGCAAGAGUUAAAGGCCAAGCGCAUCAAACUAUUUUAUUACACAGAAUUCUGUCAGCAGGAUCCCAACUUUAAGGGCAAAUUUAAUGACGGCAUGGAUAACAUUGAGGAUUUGCUGAAGGAGUUCCACAAUAAACAACUCAAUGUGAAGCUGUUGGAGCGCAUAAGUCGUGAUUUUGGCUUAGACUAUCAGAAAUUGCUUAUCAACCAGAUCUUGAGCAUUCUGGGAUCACAGGAGCUGCGCUAUGAAAUCAAACACGACGCCUUUGGAGAUGAAGAGCUGAUCAUGCUGAGUAGUGAGCAAAAAAUGUUCUCAAUGUGUCAGCCCUACUUAAGUGAGAUCAACAAAGUUGAGUUGUUUACAUCCAAGUUGAAGCAGUUCAUCGAGGAGAUAAACCUCUACUUUUACGAACUGUACCUCUGCGUCAUUGAAAUGCUGGAAUUUUUCGAUUCUGCGCCAAAAGAAAUGAAGAUUUGGACAAGUAUAUUGCACUUCCUCAAGCACAAGAUGAUUACGCGUCGAAGGAACCGUCCGAGCCAAUUAGAAACUGAUCUGUGGCUGCAAUCGCAAAAGGAAAAUGGCGUGCAGCCUAAGAUUGCACGCUACCGCCUGCCAUUCAAACCGAUUGUUGAGCAACCACUAAAAGACAUUCUAGAGAGCGAACUAAAUGUGGAUAACUGUCAAAGCUGGUUUCCCCUCAUCCAAAUGUAUACAGCGCUUAAAGGCUCCAAGGAUAUCUCCCAGAAUUGCGAUUAUUUCUGCAUGUCAGCGGUCAAGAAUUCCAUUAAUGAAUACAAAUCCAAAAACGAUUCAGAUGCAUGGAGCCUGUACCCAACGAAUAAUGCGUUCCUAAAAUCAGUGUUACGUCUGACUAAGAAUGUGCACAGCCCAUCGAAAGUGUUCCUCAUACUCUACUUUGUAGCCAGCUAUGCACCCGAUGGCGCCGAUCAAGUAGAGGCCUCCUACGAAUGCUGGAAAUAUGUGAAGGAGAAUGCCGCCGUGAUAACCGAUCCGAAGUAUCAGGAACAGCUAACGAAGAUCAAACGCAAAUAUCCCAUUAUAAAAACCCAACACCUUCUCUAUGUCUAUGGCCUUCCCGAUGAGAAGCUGCUGCGGCUGGUCGAAAAUCCAACCGAACUCAUAAUUAGUCUCUAUAAUCAUGAGCUAAUACUUAAGUCCACCAAACUGGACAUAAACACAUUGGUGAAGGAUAUUGCAAACCUGCACGAACUCGACUUGGAUGCCAUACAGUUCAAAUUACUGCAGAAAUGGUUAUCAGUGACCAUGGAGCCCGCCGAUGGUACGAUGCUUGAGGAAACAUUCCUUGAGGAUCAACACUAUUCGGAGAACGGUGGUGGGGAUGAGUCUACCAAGGCGAGCGAAAACGUAAUCAGAGCCAACUAUUUGCUUAGCAGCUGGGAAAAAUCGCAGGCGGUCGAAUUGCUUGUGGGAUUUAUAUUCAAGGACGGCUCUGUGAAUACCUCGAACCAACUACAGAUGUACGAGUGCUACUCAAAGCUAAACGAUGGUAGCAGCUACUUUAACAACAGGAUAAAGCAGCGGCAAUAUAUUACAAUAAAAUGUGUUCACGAACUGAACGCAUUGGGGUACAAGACGAACAUUGAAAAGUUUGCCGACGAACACUGCAAUAAGAUCGACAUUCUGAAGAUGAUUUGGCAGCGGAAUGCCCAGAAUCCACUUUCCCUGCAAGUGAUGGCAAACAUCUGUCUGGGAUUUAACAUACAUCUGCCCAAGAUCUGGAACGGCAUAUUCAAGCGCAUGGUGAUGGCCAAUAUGGUGAGGGAGCUAAACGCUCUUGUCGAUGUGCUCUCCUGCAAGCCUCAGCUUUUGCACACCGAGGGUCUGGCCCUGGCUUGGGACUGCGUGCUGUGCCAUCCUCUGCAGAAUGCGGUUCAGACUCGCUCCUUCGCGCAGGAGGAAAAACUGCAUAAAACUCUGCUGCGUCUACAGAGCUGUCCAGUGGUUCAUGCCCUAAAUCUUUGCCAAUUCGCUGAACUGUGCAUGCUUAUACAUCGACCACACAUGGCAGCUGUAUUGCUCUCAUUCUGUCAGAGUGUUGAGGAUCGAGAAAAAAUCAAGAAGUUGAUCAGCGCUCAGAAGGUGGACAACUUGCGCAAACAGAUUCUGGAACUCGAAGAGGUAGGCAUGCUGUCUGUUGUGUUAAACUUUGCCCUAAAGGAAUUGAAUCUUUAGGCAUUGGGUUUUAAAAUGUUCUAUUAUAAAAUGAAAUAUUAAAAAGUUUAAAUGAUA
Molecule: messenger RNA, 6315 nt
Organism: Scaptodrosophila lebanonensis
Lineage: Eukaryota; Metazoa; Arthropoda; Insecta; Diptera; Drosophilidae
Gene: rod
Exons: 19
Coding region: 1-6258 (2085 amino acids)
Biological process (GO): protein localization to kinetochore involved in kinetochore assembly; mitotic sister chromatid segregation; mitotic spindle assembly checkpoint signaling
Cellular component (GO): RZZ complex; kinetochore microtubule; cytoplasm
Molecular function (GO): small GTPase binding
Source: RefSeq, a predicted model, not a curated record